Papaver somniferum (opium poppy) is the source of this 1260-nucleotide messenger RNA. Its product is annotated as nicotianamine synthase-like. Gene Ontology annotation, molecular function: nicotianamine synthase activity. Gene Ontology annotation, biological process: nicotianamine biosynthetic process. The transcript has a single exon. NCBI's taxonomy places the organism in Eukaryota, Viridiplantae, Streptophyta, Magnoliopsida, Ranunculales, Papaveraceae. The record is from RefSeq and is a predicted model, not a curated record. Bases 152 to 1057 code for a protein of 301 amino acids.
UUAGUGGUUCCACAAAUGAUGUUCAUAAAUAGCCACUACAUCUGAGGGUUAGAGAAUCAAACCGAUUAAGCAUUUCCAACUUUGUAGUGAUCAAUAGAUUGAGUUAUCUUCUUCAUUCACUUAAGUAACGUUCAUACUAUCUAUCAAUCACAUGGGUUCAUUGGGUUCCCUCAAUCAAGAUCAGGAUCAAGAAUUGUUGAUCAAAAAUGUUUGUGAGAUUUAUAACAGCUUAUCAACCCUCGAAAGCCUCAAACCUUCAAAAGAUGUUGACACUCUUUUCACUCAACUAGUCCAUUCUUGUAUACCGCCAUCUCCUAUAGAUGUUACCAAAUUAUCAACCAAAGUACAAGAAAUCCGUUCCAAACUCAUCCGUCUCUGCGGAGAAGCUGAAGGUCAUUUAGAAUCUCAUUUCUCAACCUUAUUAGGUUCUUAUGAAAUCCCACUUGAUCAUAUCAACAUCUUCCCCUACUACACAAAUUACAUCAGACUUGGACGUCUUGAAUAUACUAUACUCAGCAAUUAUAUCGCAAACCCAAAUCCUAAUCAUAUCGCUUUCAUCGGUUCUGGUCCUCUACCGCUCACAUCGGUCGUCUUGGCUUCAAAUCACCUGAGGACCACUACUUUUCACAACUACGAUAUCAACCCAUUGGCAAAUGCAUUGGCUCGUAACUUGGUAGCUGCGGAUCAUGACUUGUCAAAGCGUAUGAUAUUCCAUGAUACUGAUAUUAUGGAUGUUACACAUGGUUUAAGCGACUACGACGUUGUUUUCUUAGCUGCUUUAGUUGGUAUGAACAAAGAAGAGAAACGGAAAGUUAUUGAUCAUCUGGCUAUGCACAUGGCGCCAGGGUCCUUACUGAUGUUGAGGAGUGCUCAUGGUGCUCGGGGUUUUCUAUACCCAAUUGUUGAGCCUAGUGAUCUACCAGGUUUUGAAGUUCUCGCAGUUUUUCAUCCGAUGGACGAAGUUAUAAAUUCGGUGAUUGUUGCGCGUAAAAUCAAGAAUCAACCGGUACUAGUUCAUACUGUUAUUAGUAACCAAGGCUUGGGCGACUUGGUGUGAGCAUUCUGAUUUACGAUUUUAUUGUUUGUUUUUCGUUCUUUCUUUUCGUAAAAUUUUAAAGUUUAAAGUGUGCAAGUGGAGAAGUCCACUUAAAUAAAACUCUUUAAUUUGUAUGUGGAGUAUUUUAUCGUGUGAGUUCAGUUGUAAGUGAUAUUUCAACUUUGGAAUAAAAUUACGUUUCGUGUCUUUAAUGAGAACGGAAA